This is a messenger RNA of Phoenix dactylifera (date palm), 4272 nucleotides long. RefSeq names its product protein EXPORTIN 1A-like. Gene Ontology annotation, biological process: ribosomal large subunit export from nucleus; protein export from nucleus; ribosomal small subunit export from nucleus. Gene Ontology annotation, molecular function: small GTPase binding; nuclear export signal receptor activity. Gene Ontology annotation, cellular component: nucleus; cytoplasm. NCBI's taxonomy places the organism in Eukaryota, Viridiplantae, Streptophyta, Magnoliopsida, Arecales, Arecaceae. The record is from RefSeq and is a predicted model, not a curated record.
UCGUUUCCUUUUGCGCGAAGAAUUAAAACCUUUACUCUCGAUCUCCACAGCAAGUAUUGCGUUUGUUUGCCGCAAAUAUCCCGAACCCUCCGCCCCGCUGGCUGGCUUGGAGCGCAGUCAAGCAGGUGGUUGCUUGACCCAAAAAGAAAGCGCUCGCGGUCUCACUCCCAAAAAUUACUCCAAUUCUGGGGGUAUCAUUUCCAUCCCCUUCAAAAAACCCCCAAACCUCACUCCAUCUUCUCCUCCUCCGGAGAGAGGGAGACGGUAAAGAGAAAAUAAAAAGAAAGAAGAAAGGGUGAGGGGAGGAAAAGGAGGCAAAAACCGGUUCGAAGCUUCUCCCUUUUUCUCCUCUUUCUCUUUAAAAACCUCGCCCGCUCUUGAGCCGGAGAGCACCAAAUCUAGGGUUUUCGGAUUCCUUGUUCGCUUCCUCCAUCUUCCGUGCUCUUUGAUUCGUUUCUUGUUCGAGAAAGCGCGGCUUCGACAUUGCUAGGGUUGGCGCGUGCUUGAUUCGGGCUUCCUGCUGCCAUGGCGGAGAAGCUGAGGGAUUCGAGCCAGCCGAUCGACGUCGCUCUACUCGAUGCCACCGUUGCCGCCUUCUAUGGGACGGGAUCGAAGGAGGAGAGGACAGCUGCGGAUCAGAUACUGAGGGAGUUGCAGAACAAUCCAGACACAUGGCUGCAAGUGGUUCACAUUUUACAGAACACACAAAACUUAAACACUAAAUUUUUCGCUCUUCAGGUACUAGAAGGUGUCAUUAAGUAUCGCUGGAAUGCUUUACCAGUUGAACAGCGAGAUGGAAUUAAAAACUACAUCUCAGAGGUUAUUGUGAAGCUUUCAAGUAAUGAAGACUCCUUUCGGCGGGAGAGGCUAUAUGUCAAUAAGCUGAAUAUCAUAUUGGUUCAGGUUUUAAAGCAUGAGUGGCCUGCCAGAUGGCAAACUUUUAUUCCUGAUCUUGUAUCAGCAGCAAAGAGUAGUGAAACAAUUUGUGAAAAUUGCAUGGCUAUAUUAAAGCUUCUAAGUGAAGAAGUUUUUGACUUUUCAAGAGGAGAAAUGACUCAGCAGAAAAUCAAAGAACUUAAGCAGUCACUAAAUAGUGAGUUUCAACUCAUUCAUGAGUUAUGCUUAUAUGUGCUAUCAGCAUCACAAAGGACUGAACUGUUACGGGCUACUCUAGCAACACUGCAUGCUUUCUUAUCAUGGAUCCCUCUGGGUUAUAUAUUCGAGUCUCCACUGCUGGAGACACUCCUGAAAUUCUUCCCCGUUGCAUCAUAUAGGAAUCUUGCACUUCAAUGUGUCACCGAGAUCGCAGCUCUUCAGUUUGGUGAUUUCUAUGUCAUGCAGUAUGUCAACAUGUAUACCAUAUUCAUGGUGCAAUUACAGACUAUUCUCCCACCUGGAACAAAUAUACCAGAUGCUUAUGCAAAUGGUUCCAAUGAAGAGCAGGCUUUUAUUCAAAAUCUUGCUCUGUUUUUCACUUCUUUCUACAAGGCUCAUAUUAGAAUAUUGGAAUCCAAUGCUGAGAACCGAGCUGCUUUGCUUUUGGGUCUUGAAUAUCUGGUUGGCAUAUCAUAUGUUGAUGAGACUGAGGUUUUCAAGGUUUGCUUGGAUUAUUGGAACUCAUUUGUCCUGGAUUUGUUCGAGGCUCACCGCCAAAAUUUGGAAAACCCUGCAGUUGCUGCCAGCAUGAUGGGGCUCCAGGCUCCACUACUCCCUGGGAUGGCCAACGGUCUGGGUACACACCUUUUGCAACGACGGCAGUUUUAUUCAGGUCCGGUGUCAAAAUUAAGAUUGCUCAUGAUAUCUCGGAUGGCAAAACCAGAGGAAGUUCUGAUUGUUGAAGAUGAAAAUGGCAACAUAGUUCGUGAAACUAUGAAAGAUAAUGAUGUCCUUGUUCAGUACAAGAUCAUGAGGGAAACAUUAAUUUACUUGUGCCACCUUGAUCACGAGGAUACUGAACAGCAGAUGUUGAAGAAAUUAAGUAAACAGUUAAAUGGUGAGGAUUGGAGUUGGAACAAUCUGAAUACCUUAUGCUGGGCAAUUGGAUCAAUAUCUGGAUCUAUGAUGGAGGAUCAGGAAAAUAGGUUUCUAGUGCUGGUUAUUCGUGAUUUACUGAAUCUUUGCGAAAUCACUAAAGGAAAAGAUAAUAAAGCUGUUAUAGCCAGUAACAUCAUGUAUGUUGUUGGACAGUAUCCGAAGUUUCUACGAGCUCACUGGAAGUUUCUGAAAACAGUUGUUAACAAGUUGUUUGAGUUUAUGCAUGAAACACACCCAGGAGUUCAGGAUAUGGCAUGUGAUACUUUCUUGAAGAUUGUUCAGAAAUGCAAGCGUAAAUUUGUAAUCACACAGGUAGGGGAGAAUGAGCCCUUUGUUUCUGAACUUCUAUCUGGUCUUCCAACUACAAUUGCUGAUCUUGAGCCUCAUCAAAUUCAUACAUUUUAUGAAUCGGUUGGCCAUAUGAUACAAGCAGAACCCGACCCUGCAAAGAGGGAUGAGUAUCUGAAAAGGUUAAUGGACCUUCCAAAUCAGAAAUGGGUAGAAAUUAUCGGACAAGCAAGUCAAAGUGUUGAUGUUCUGAAGGAUCAAGAUGUUAUCCGAACCAUUCUUAAUAUCUUACAGACAAACACUAGUGUUGCUUGUUCUCUUGGGACAUUUUUCUUUCCACAAAUAUCCUUGAUAUUCUUGGACAUGCUAAGUGUCUACAGAAUGUACAGUGAGCUUAUGUCUAAUAGUAUUGCUGAAGGGGGGCCGUUUGCUUCAAGAACAUCCUAUGUAAAACUUCUUCGAACUGUUAAGCGAGAGACUCUCAAACUGAUUGAAACGUUUGUGGACAAGGCUGAAGAUCAACCACAAAUUGGGAAGCAUUUUGUGCCACCGAUGAUGGAUCCUAUACUUGGCGACUAUGCUAGAAAUUUGCCUGAUGCUAGAGAAUCUGAAGUGUUAUCGGUAUUUUCCACAAUUAUAAACAAAUAUAAAAAUCUAAUGAUGGAACACGUCCCCCAUAUAUUCGAAGCUGUUUUCCAAUGCACUCUUGAGAUGAUUACAAAGAACUUUGAAGAUUAUCCCGAGCAUCGUCUUAAGUUCUUUUCUUUAUUACGUGCAAUUGCUACACAUUGUUUUCAUGCUUUAAUCCAGUUAUCAAGUCAGCAAUUGAAGCUUGUCAUGGAUUCUAUCAUCUGGGCUUUCCGGCACACUGAAAGGAAUAUAUCUGAGACUGGUCUUAAUCUUUUAUUGGAAAUGCUAAAGAACUUUCAGGUUUCAGAGUUUUGUAAUCAAUUUCAUAGGACUUAUUUCUUAACGAUCGAGCAAGAAAUAUUUGGUGUCUUGACAGACACAUUUCACAAACCUGGUUUCAAGCUGCACGUUUUGAUACUGCAACAUUUGUUUUGCCUGUUGGAUUCUGGUUCAUUAACAGAGCCCUUGUGGGAUGCCUCAACAGUUCUUAUUCCGUACCCUAGUAAUAUGGUAUUUGUUCGUGAUUACACCAUAAAACUACUAGGGACAUCUUUUCCGAAUAUGACACUGGCCGAGGUGACUCGGUUUAUUGAUGGGCUGUUUGAGUCAAGAAAUGAUCUCCAUAUAUUUAAAAACCACAUCCGCGACUUUCUCAUACAAUCAAAGGAGUUUUCAGCUCAGGACAAUAAGGAUCUUUAUGCAGAAGAAGCAGCUGCCCAAAGAGAAAGGGAACGGCAACAUAUGCUCACUAUUCCAGGGCUCAUUGCCCCUAGUGAGUUGCAAGAUGAGAUGGUGGAUUCAUAAUGUCAAUGCAUGGCUGUGAUAUUUCUGCAUUUUCUUCAAUCUUGGUGAUGCUUUAGAUCAUUUUGCCAAAUUCUCCGUCAAGUGGAUUGGAGAGGCCCCAGUUUCUUUUUUCCGAUAUUUUUUACAUGGUCGGAGAAAGAAAGGAAAGACACCGGUCUGUUGCAGCACUCUUCAAACUGCUGGUGAUACUCGGAGAUCAGUGUACGUGCCAGUUGAAGAGGCAGCAGUUUUUAUGCAAGUUUAUAUUUUGAAAUAUAGGGUUUAUAAUGUUGUUUUCAGCAUUCGGUGUUGGGAUCAUUUGCGGCUGCUUGUACUUAUUGAGGGUUCAAGUGGCCUAUGUAUGUAAACAUUCAGAGGCUUGUGAAAAGGUUUUUUGUUUUCUUUGAACUGCCUUUGUGUGAGUGCUGGUCCAUCCGUGUUUUGUUUCCACAGUUCAACUGUUUUUUUGUUAUGACUUGCUGUGAUGAACCAAUAUCUGAUCAUGGAAAAGGUUGGGAACAGCAGUUCUUUGUUCUC